ACCAAGACCAACAUGUACCAGUCUGCUUACUGCAAUGCUGCGCUGCUGUGGCCAUUCAUCUCUUGGUGAAACGUGGCACAGAGGAGCUACUUGCUACACUUGGGGAUUGUUUCUCACAGUCCUUUACUGCUAACCCAGAUGAAGACGGUGAACUCGGCAGUGUUGCUAUGCCUUUUAACGAUGGCAAUUGGCAAAGUUGAAACGAUGGAUCCCUUUUGGACUGCAAGUGACGAAUACAGCAUGAAUGACAUCGAUGAUGACAACGAUAUCACUAACUCAACGGACAAUCCUAUUGAAAACAUUGCCCAAAAUCUGACUGAAAUUAUGAAAAUGAUCAGGGGCACCUAUGAUUGUCUUAUGAAAAGAAUUAAUUUGCUAAAGUUUGAAUUAAAACUUUUGUAUGAAAAUGUCACUAAAGCUCGAGAUCGAAUAAUCAUGCUUGAUUGUUCAGACAUGAUGGAAAGCAAUAAUGGUUCAACAUACUAUACAUUUUACAUGGAUAUAGACGAUAAGAAUCCAAUUAGAAUAUACUGCGAUUUUGACACCGAAGGAGGAGGAUGGACCGUGAUUCAGGUACGCCGACCAACAGUUGAAAAGUUGACGUUCGACAGAAAAUGGAGUGAGUACUACAAAGGGUUUGGCUCCCCUGACACAAAUCAAUUCGUGGGGAUAUUAAAUAUAUAUAAGUGGAUGCUGUCACGAAUGUACGAAUUACGAAUCAAUGUUCGGGAUCAGGAGGGAAAAACAGGCUACGCUAAAUACGAACGUUUUCAUUUAGAAGGUGAACAUUGCGGAUACAGAAUGAUGCAAUUCGUUUAUUCUGGAACAGCGGGAGAUUCUCUUGAAUUUGCAAUAAGUUCACAAACUGAAGAAACUGGAGAAGAAAUAUCCAUCCAUCACGGCAUGAAGUUUAGCACCAGCGAUCGUGACUCUACCGCAUCCAAUUGCUCCCAAAAGUACAAGAGUGGAUGGUGGUUUAGCGAUGACUGCGGAAAGUCCAACUUGAACGGACCUUACUUGGACUACGGUCAACAUCAGGAUGGCAGGAAGGGAAUCUGUGUUGCUCUGCGUUUUCAUGCCCUGCGAUAUCAGUAUAUUCAUCGCUGCCGCAAGACAAGACAUGACUAUGCUGUGUAUCAGCAACAAAAAUCCUUCAGAGACUUCCAGACGGGCAACGAGAACUUGAAAGAAUAA
Portunus trituberculatus (swimming crab) is the source of this 1194-nucleotide messenger RNA. RefSeq names its product fibrinogen-like protein A. NCBI's taxonomy places the organism in Eukaryota, Metazoa, Arthropoda, Malacostraca, Decapoda, Portunidae. The record is from RefSeq and is a predicted model, not a curated record. Bases 139 to 1194 code for a protein of 351 amino acids. The transcript is spliced from 3 exons.